AUGCUGAAGGUUUUGGUCGUCUUGGUGACCUGCCUCGUCGCCUCCACCGCCGCCCUGAAGCACUCGUGGCAGACUCCAGGCUGUCACAAAGUCGGCCACACCCGCCGGAUCAGCAUUCCCGAGUGCGUGGAGUUCGACAUCACCACCAACGCGUGCCGAGGGUUCUGUGAGUCGUGGUCGGUGCCCUCGGCCUGGCAGACGCUCCUCUAUAACCCCCACCAGAUCGUAACGUCUAUAGGCCAGUGCUGCAACAUCAUGGACACCGAAGAUGUGAAGGUGAAGGUCAUGUGCAUCGAGGGGCCGAGGGAGCUGGUCUUCAAGUCCGCCAGAACAUGCGCUUGUUUCCAUUGCAAGAAGUACUAG
Molecule: messenger RNA, 363 nt
Organism: Penaeus indicus
Lineage: Eukaryota; Metazoa; Arthropoda; Malacostraca; Decapoda; Penaeidae
Gene: Gpa2
Product: thyrostimulin alpha-2 subunit-like
Exons: 3
Coding region: 1-363 (120 amino acids)
Biological process (GO): cell surface receptor signaling pathway
Molecular function (GO): hormone receptor binding
Source: RefSeq, a predicted model, not a curated record